Rotaria sordida is the source of this 1668-nucleotide messenger RNA. NCBI's taxonomy places the organism in Eukaryota, Metazoa, Rotifera, Eurotatoria, Philodinida, Philodinidae. The record is from the annotation of a GenBank genome assembly.
AUGUCUAAUGAAAAAGUUUGUCAACGUCUCUAUCUUGGUCUUGAUUUAAGUACACAACAAAUUAAAUGUAUCGUCAUCGAUGAACAAUUACAAACGAUUGCUGAAGAAGCAGUUAGUUUUAAUGAUCAGUUCUCACUUAUUCAUCAUGUUCAACCAAAUGGUUUUAUUGUUGAUAAAAAUGAUAAUCGUUGUAUAACAACACCAGUAUUUGUAUUUCUAGAAGCACUUGAUGUAUUAUUCCAAAAGUUACGUAAUCAAAAAAAGUUUGAUUUUUCAAAUAUUGUUGGAAUAUCAGGAUGCGGACAACAACAUGGUAGUGUUUAUUGGAAAACUAAAACAGAAUUAGAAAAUUUAAAAAAUUUUCAUGUAACAAUUGAUAAUAAUACAGAAAAAUCUAAUGAAAAAGAUUUAUAUCUUGUUAAUCUUUUAAAAUCAUCAUUUUCAUGUAUUAAUUGUCCUAUUUGGAUGGAUUCAUCAACAACAGAUGAAUGUCAAUUAAUUGAAAAAUCUAUUGGAAGUGCACAAAAUCUUUUUCAAAUAACUGGAUCAAAAGCAUAUGAACGAUUUACUGGUAGUCAAAUAAUGAAAAUAGCUAAUAAGACAUCGGAAAUUUAUGAACAAACAGAACGUAUUCAAUUAAUAAGCAAUUUUCUUGCUAGUAUUUUACUUGGUGAAUAUGCUCCUAUUGAUUUAUCUGAUGGUUCAGGCAUGAAUUUACUUGAUAUUCGUCAAUAUAAAUGGUCAAAAGAAUGUUUAAAUAUAUGUGGAAAAGAUUUAGAAAAAAAACUUUCCGAUAAACUUGUUCAUCCAAGAACAGCACUUGGAACAAUUGCAAAAUAUUUUGUUGAACGUUAUGGUUUUAAUAGUCAAUGUCAAAUUGUAUCAUUUACCGGAGAUAAUCCAUCAUCAUUUUAUGCAUUAGCAUCUGAUGCAAAAACAGUUGUUAUUAGUUUAGGUACAAGUGAUACAGUUAUGGCUUCAAUUUCUGGAUAUGAAAUGCCAAAACAAGCAUUGGAUGGUCAUUUACUUGUUAAUCCAUUAACAGAUGAUCGAGAAAAUAAACUUUUAAUGCUUCUUCUUUGUUUUAAAAAUGGAUCACUUGUACGAGAACGUGUACGUGAAGAAAUUUCUGCAAAAGAUUGGAAUCAAAUAAGUGAAUUACUUUCUAAAACUUCGCCAACAAAUCAUGGUUAUAUUGGAUUUUUCUAUGAUGAUCAUGAAAUUUUACCACAAAAUAUUCAAGGAAGAUUUUAUUUUAAUGCUGAUGAUCAACAAAUUGAUGAUCUUGAAGGUGCAUAUAAAGCAAGAGCUGUACUUGAAGGACAAUGUCUUGCAAAACGACUUUAUUUACAAAGAGCUAAUAUAGAUUUAACUAAUAAGGUUGAUCGAAUUGUGAUUACUGGUGGUGCAUCUGUUAAUGUUGAUCUAGUACAAAUUUUAGCAGAUAUCUUUGGUAAACCAGUUUAUGCUACAUUCGCACCGAAUUCUGGUGCUCUUGGUGGUGCUUUACGUGCUAUUGAUGUUAUUAAUCAUAAACCGAAUUCAACAACUUCGACUGUUGAAUGUCUUAUUGCUGCUCAACCUCGUCAUGAAUACACAGUGAUAUAUGAUGAAAUGCUUGUUCGUUAUGCUAAGCUAGAAGAUAAAAUAGUCAAAGGAACAAAAUAA